AUGGAGGUCUUGAAGAUUACGUCCACAUGCCUUUUUGUUGUAGGUCUUGGUGUUCCAAAAUACUUUAGAAACAAAGCCUUAGUACUGUUUGUAUCCACCUUUAUGGCCGUGGCUCUAUUUUACAUUGGAUUUGGAAAAGAAAUUCUUAAUUUCAUCAUCAAUAGAAAUAUUGGGGUCCUCAGUAUAGGAUUUGCUUGCUUCAAUUUGGCUGCACUCUUUAUGGGAUGCUGGCUCUCAUGUAUAAUCCACGAAACCAUCUCGGCUUUGUGUUCCUUCUAG
This is a messenger RNA of Encephalitozoon intestinalis ATCC 50506, 279 nucleotides long. RefSeq lists its product as uncharacterized. Bases 1 to 279 code for a protein of 92 amino acids. NCBI's taxonomy places the organism in Eukaryota, Fungi, Microsporidia, Unikaryonidae. The transcript has a single exon. The record is from RefSeq and is a predicted model, not a curated record.